AUAGACGAUCUCUGACAGCAUUUGCGUGUGUGCGUGCGUGUGUGUGUACGUGUGUGUGUGAGAUAUCGCAGACGUCACAGCCUGCCGUUGGUCCAGUUCAGUUGAGAUCAGAUGAGCCGUUGGUUCUCUCCGGAGGCGAACUGGACUAAAUCGUGACCUGGAGGCGCUUUAACCCGGGUGGUCCCAGUUCACACUCUGAACCGGGACACUUUUUAUUUUCAACUAACCCCGAAACAGCAGAUAAACAGCCUGGGCGGAGGGAGGAGGCAGGGAGCCGCCGUUAACGUAACGUCCGUGACGUCGGUCCGCCCGGGCUGCUGCUCGCUGGAUUUUACUACCACGCUUGUUUUUGUGGAGGGUCGCUGUGUUUAGUGAGUGAUCGAUCCGGUCCGAUCGGAGCCUGAUCGAGGAAUAGAUGAUGGAGAGGAAGAAGACGGACUGUCCCGCUCUGCCGCCCGGCUGGAAGAAAGAAGAAGUGAUCAGGAAGUCCGGGCUGAGUGCUGGAAAGAGCGACGUCUACUACUACAGUCCUUCGGGGAAGAAGUUCAGGAGUAAGCCUCAGUUGUCCCGUUACCUUGGAAACACAGUGGAUCUGGGAUGUUUCGACUUCCGGACGGGAAAGAUGAUGCCCGGGAAAAUGCAGAAGAACAAACAGAGACUCCGACAUGACCAGCUCAGCUUGGCCAAGGGAGGUAAGCCAGACCUGAACACAGCCCUGCCAAUCCGGCAGACGGCGUCCAUCUUCAAACAGCCUGUUACCAAGGUAACGAGUCAUCCCGGCAACAAGGUGAAGACAGACCUGCAGAGAGCUAACGAGCAGCCCAGACAGCUGUUUUGGGAGAGGAGGUUGAAAGGUCUGAGGUCAUUCGACAUCACAGAGGAAGUCCUGCGCACCAUGAACCUGCCCAAAGGCCUGCAGAGUGUUGGUCCAGACUCCAGCGAUGACACUCUGCUGUCGGCCAUCGCCAGCGCUCUGCACAUGAGCUCUGCUCCGAUAACGGGACAGACAUCUGUGGCUGCUGAGAAGAACCCGGCCAUCUGGCUGAACACAUCUCAGCCCCUUUGUAAAGCCUUCACCGUCACUGACGAACACAUCCGGGAGCAGGAGCUGAAAGUGUACCAGGCCAGGAGGAGUCUGGAGGAGGCGCUGAUGGCUGACGGUUUGGCGCGGGCCGCCGAAAACACCCGAGAGCUGCUGGAGGGGAAGAGGGCCUGAAGACAGACAGACAGACAGACAGUGGUCCUGUGUUCACCAGCCUCAGGUUUAUAAUCCUCUUGAUCCUAAUCCAGACCACAAACCAAAAACAGACCCCCCAAGCCCCCCCCCCCCCCCCCCAGACUGAAACUCACCAGCACUGAUCGUUGCCUCAGUGAGCAUUUUCUUUAACUUUCCCGUGAAGGAAACAUUUUUCAGGAUCUAUCAGCAUGUGGAAACUAAAGUCAUCUCCCAGAGCAACAGCAGUGACAAUGGGAGCGGCAACCAAAGCAAUAAUGGCAUCAGCAAUGACAAAAGCACCAGCAAUAACAGUGCGACGACACACGUCUGCAGCAGCAACAGAAAUUGCAACAUAGGAACACGCGGAGCAACAGCAGCAAUACGUUGAGUAUCUACGAGCUCAAAGCAGCAACCGAAGCCUUUAAUCUUCUGUAAUUUAUCAUCCGUUCUGACCUUACCUUGCUUAUCUUGUCUCACUUUUCAAAUGCAUAUAAUAGUUUUAUUUCUUUUUGAUAUAAAAACGUCCACCUUGAACCCAAAGUCAGAUCGCAAACUGCUGGACGGCCUUUGCUAACUCUACUAACUCUCAUUGUGCUCUUUGAUGAUUUUGGUUGUUUGUGGUGUCAGAUUGUUGUAUGUUUUUAAGAAGUCUUCAGGGGUUUUAAUUAAAUAAUGAGAAUUUACAUAUGAAAUAGAACAAUUGCUUAUUUAAGACAAAUUUUAUACCUUGAGAGAACAUAAGUGUACAUUUCUUGGACUGGAGUUGGACUGGAGUAAAUAAAUGAUUAU
Molecule: messenger RNA, 2005 nt
Organism: Centropristis striata (black sea bass)
Lineage: Eukaryota; Metazoa; Chordata; Actinopteri; Perciformes; Serranidae
Gene: mbd2
Product: methyl-CpG binding domain protein 2
Exons: 7
Coding region: 416-1216 (266 amino acids)
Molecular function (GO): DNA binding
Source: RefSeq, a predicted model, not a curated record